UCAAUUUGUGUAAUAAUGUCCUAUAAUAUUUAUUAUUUAUUAGUGGAAAUAACACAUCAUAUGUUGUGUACAGUCGCCAUCAGAUAUAUCGGAGCGGCCAAGGUGCUCAUAAAUAUCUGAACACUCCUCUAUUUUCAAGACGCUAGAGUGCAUGUCCAGAUAUUUUUGAGCACCUCGGCCGCUCCGAUAAAUCUGAUGGCGACUGUACUAAAUAAAUCUAAAUAUCGCUCAAGGUACAUACUGUCAAUUAAUCAAAUUAAAUCAUGAAUUAUAUUACCUAUGUAUAUAUACAAGGAUGCGUCAAUCGAUGUAAUCCGGAGAUAUCGGCCACAUCAGGCAAUUAACAGUACUGGUAUAUUAGAUUCACACAUUGGUUUAAGAGCCGUCAGUUGAAUAACAUGUUGCAGUUGCUAGUAGUGGCGCUCUUGGCAUCAGCUGCGGUGGCGGAAGAGGCCGAGCCCGCGGAAGCGGCGGCAAAACCGGUGCCUUUGGAGGCGAAGCCGUCUGAGAAAGCGGAGCAGACUGUGAUGAAAGACGCGGAGUCUAUACAUCGUAACCGUCAGCACCUGGACGACUAUUAUGACUAUCACGACCAUAACAACCUUCUCUACCUCAAGGCUAAGCUUGAUGGGCGUGAAAGUCAUCGUGAAGGUCCUAUCAUAGCUCGCAACCUUCCCAGUCAACACGAAAAGGGACAUGUUAACAUUGCUGAGCAAGAUGAGAUCAUCAAGUUCACAUAUAGCCCUGCGUAUUACGAACCUAUUUGGGUUCUGGACUACAGAUUCCUAAAGUCAGGUGGCAGGAGGUACACGCGGGGACCGGGAGGACAGGUCCUUAUUCUUCCGAGGAGCUACCAGCAUUACAAGGGGGAUGGCACCGGUGACUACGACCAAUUGGUCGAGUUUUGGCGCUUGAAGUUGAUUGCCGAACAAAAAAAGAGAAUGCACGAAAACGGGCUGGGUGGCCAUGGAUAUGGACAUGGACAUCAACACCACGGAUAUGGAGAAUAUGAACAUACUGACAUGGAAAGAGAACCAAUGUACCGGGAAAGAGAGAAUUUGCACCGGGAAACAGGACGUAUGCACGGAUAUCAUUAAUGUCAAACCCACUGUACUAAUCGUGUUUUUACUAUUCCGACAAAAUGAAAUGUAAUAAUUAAAACAUUAAAUCAUAAGUUUUAUUUAAGUUGAAAAUUAUAAAGUCCUCAUCUACUUCUACUUUAGGGAUUCUUAAGGGGUUCUGUAAUACUCGUAGUUGUAUUUUGCAUUGAAUGCGUGAACAAGAUACUGAAUAGUACUAUAAACGACAACCACGACGAGUAUUAUAAACCUAAAAUAAAAUUAAAAAUUAUAUAACUGUUUAAAAAUUAAACUUUUCAAACCCUAUGGGAUUUCCAUUACUCUCUAGCAUGAUUUGCGUUCUCGCGCGCGACUCCACACUUGAAGUCGAGCUAGAUGUUUGAAGUCAUGAUAGAGGGUUUGAUUUAUCGAAGUGGCCAAGGUGCUCACAAAUAUCUCAACACGCCUCUAUCCAAGUCAAGGCGCUAGAAUACGUGUUCAGAUAUUUUUGAGCAUCCGGUCCGAUAUAUCUUAUGGCGACUGUAUGAGAAUAGUCGUGCACAAUCCCAGCGGAUGACAACGAGCCGCGGUAAGUAAAACAGCAAGUAUAAUAGGUUAGAUUAGGAAAUCCAAAUUCCUGGGCGUCACCCUCGACACAUCGCUCAAAUGGGACACCCAAAUUCAAUUACUUUGCACAAAGUUAGCAGGAAUCUGUUUUGCACUAAAAAGACUGUCUAUUAUUCUUCCACAGGCCCAAGUGCGUAGCAGUUAUUUUUCCCUUUUCCAUUCUGUGCUAAACUACAGUCUCGAAUUUUGGGGAGUCGCCGCUGACUGGCGUCGCGUCUUCGUACUGCAGAAACGAGCUGUAAGAAUAAUAGCCCACGCCGCUCCCGGCACACCAGCUCGAGAACUAUUUAUAUCAUUACGAAUAAUGACCAUCGCAGUACAUUUUCAACAUCAUAAAAUUCGUACGACACAUUUCCCCACAGGGCGGGUAACCUAAGAUGUUUAAGGAAUAGGAACCGAGGUAUACUCGAAACAUCCAGAUUCAGACUAACUAAAUCUACCAAAACGACCUAUGCUAUGGGCCCAAAAAUUUAUAAUGCCAUUCCUGAACAAAUUGCCACUAUAUCAAAUGAUAAUUCAUCUUAUAAUAAAUUUUAAAAAAUGGCUAAUUGACAACGCCUUUCAUGACAUUGAUGAAAUAUUGCAAAUGUAGAACAUAGUAAAAUAUUAGAGUUUUUAAUUUGUAUCUUUAUUGAACACAUUAUGUGAAUAUUUUUAUGUUAUGACUGCACGAAAUGGAGACUAAUUACAUGUAGUCACGAUCCUCAGCAAUGACAAAACGAGAAAAAACGACGUACGACAAGAAAUCCAUUAAAAGAAAGCAAAUCCACUGUGAGUGAGGAAGCAAAUCUAUCUAACAAAUUUCAAGGAUACUUGGAGUUCUGUUUUGUUAAAGUAACAUAAGCCACAAAGUACGAUAA
Molecule: messenger RNA, 2545 nt
Organism: Cydia pomonella (codling moth)
Lineage: Eukaryota; Metazoa; Arthropoda; Insecta; Lepidoptera; Tortricidae
Exons: 4
Coding region: 399-1097 (232 amino acids)
Source: RefSeq, a predicted model, not a curated record